AUGGUUGAGACUUGUUUUAACUUAGCCCCAAAGGGUGAAUUAAUUAUUGGAGAGAGAGGUGGAAAUGUGUAUGAUGAACACACAAACUCAGAUAAAGAAAAUGUGACUACACUUUUUGGUACAAAUGCCUUAGGAAAAUGGGCACCUCCUCUCACAAUAUUCAAGUAUGAAAGGAUUCCAGCAACCCUAGUUAAAUCUGCACUAUCUGGUUGGGGAAUUGGAAAAUCUGAGACAGGGUGGAUGACCUCGGAAACUUUUUUUGAAUAUAUGGCUAAUAUAUUCUUACCAUUUAUAAAUGAAUCAAAUAUUGUUCGACCAGUAAUUGUUUUUUUGGAUGGUCACAAGUCACACCUCAGUUUACACUUGAGUAAAUUUUGUCGUGAAAAUGGUUUGAUAUUAGUUGCAUUAUAUCCUAACUCAACACACAUAUUGAAACCACUUGAUGUUGCUGUAUUUGGCCCCCUCAAAUCAAGAUGGAAGAAAAUAGUGAAGCAGUGGCGUGUUGACAAUGAAAAGGAAGUAUCUAAAUUUGAUGUACCAACGGCUCUAUCUCAAAUUAUAUAUGAUAAAGAAAUGGCUAGUAAUAUCAAGUCAGGAUUUCGUGCAACUAGCAUAUAUCCUUACAAUGCAGAUAAUAUGGAUUAUUCCAAAAUUAUUAUAAGAACUGUGCCAGAGCAUGACACUUUAAUUAAUGAUGAUAAUAUGAAAUAUCACCUACAAUAUGUUGAAUCAAAAAUUAAAAAAAUUAAUGUUAACCUGUUAGAUGAAUUUAAGAGAACUAGAAGAGGACAAUAUGAAUGGGAUGGAAAUGAAAACGCAACAUUGUUGUUUACAUUGUGGUCACAAAUCAUGGAUGAUGUAAAUAACCCUGAGAAUGAGAUAACCACAGAUAUAAUAACACUAACACCAACAUCAAAUUUAAAUCUAAAUCCAGAAAUGUGGUUGAAUACACUCUCAUGUAGUCAUGUAGAAGACAACCUAACAGGAGAAAACCCAAUCAUCCCUACAGAGAAUACAACUCCAGAGUCUAUAGUUAUAGUUCCAACCAAACGAUCCUUAACUACUGUUUUUAAUAAUAUUAUAAAGUGGCCAGUACAACCCUUAUCUAAAACAACCAGAAAAAAAGAAUAUACACCUAGCGUAAUAACGUCAGACAAGUGGGUUGAAUUCCAUGAAAUUAAAAUUGAAAGAAAAAGAGGAAAAAGAGAGAAAAAAGGAAGAAAAGAAAUUAGCAGCAUUUGA
This is a messenger RNA of Myzus persicae (green peach aphid), 1242 nucleotides long. RefSeq lists its product as uncharacterized. Lineage: Eukaryota; Metazoa; Arthropoda; Insecta; Hemiptera; Aphididae. The record is from RefSeq and is a predicted model, not a curated record. Gene Ontology annotation, molecular function: DNA binding. The coding region runs from base 1 to 1242 and encodes 413 amino acids. Gene Ontology annotation, cellular component: nucleus. The transcript has a single exon.